Molecule: messenger RNA, 2040 nt
Organism: Chrysemys picta bellii (western painted turtle)
Lineage: Eukaryota; Metazoa; Chordata; Testudines; Emydidae
Source: RefSeq, a predicted model, not a curated record
CACAGGCUCAGAUUCAGGCGCCAUGUCGCGGCGGCGGUGGCGGGGUCCGCAGAGCGCGGAGGGCAGCGGCCGGGGUGGGGAGAUGGUGAAGAUGGCGGCCGCCGGGGGCGGCGGCUCGGGCCGGUAUUACGGCGGCGGCGGGGGCGGCGAGGGCGGCCGGGCCCCGAAGCGCCAGAAGACGGAGAACGCGGAGCAGCAGCAGCAUGGCCCGGGGGGGGGCGGCCCCCGGCGGCGGCGGGGGCCCUGGAGCGGCCGGAGGGGAAAACUAUGACGAUCCCCACAAAACUCCAGCUUCUCCAGUUGUCCACAUCAGGGGGCUGAUUGAUGGUGUUGUGGAAGCUGAUCUUGUGGAGGCCCUGCAGGAGUUUGGGCCCAUCAGUUAUGUGGUGGUGAUGCCUAAGAAGAGACAGGCCCUGGUAGAGUUUGAGGAUAUUCUCGGUGCCUGCAAUGCUGUGAACUAUGCAGCAGACAACCAGAUCUACAUAGCAGGGCACCCUGCAUUUGUCAACUAUUCCACCAGUCAGAAAAUAUCCCGCCCUGGAGACACAGAUGAUUCAAGAGGAGUCAACAAUGUGCUGCUCUUCACUAUCCUAAACCCCAUCUAUUCGAUUACAACGGACGUGCUGUAUACCAUUUGCAAUCCAUGUGGUCCUGUGCAAAGGAUUGUUAUUUUCAGGAAGAAUGGGGUCCAGGCCAUGGUGGAGUUUGACUCUGUGCAGAGUGCGCAGAGAGCCAAGGCAUCUCUGAAUGGUGCUGAUAUUUACUCUGGGUGUUGCACUCUAAAGAUUGAAUAUGCCAAGCCCACACGUUUGAAUGUGUUCAAGAACGACCAGGACACCUGGGAUUACACAAACCCCAAUCUCAGCGGACAAGGGGAUCCUGGCGGUAACCCUAACAAGCGUCAGAGACAGCCCCCUCUCCUUGGGGACCACCCUGCAGAAUACGGAGGACCUCAUGGUGGAUACCACAGUCAUUAUCACGAUGAGGGUUACGGCCCUCCUCCACCUCACUAUGAAGGGAGAAGGAUGGGCCCUCCUGUUGGUGGCCACCGCAGGGGCCCAAGCCGCUACGGCCCUCAGUAUGGACAUCCUCCUCCCCCUCCUCCGCCCCCGGAGUACGGCCCUCAUGCUGACAGCCCUGUGCUGAUGGUGUAUGGCUUAGACCAGUCCAAGAUGAACUGUGAUAGGGUCUUCAACGUCUUUUGCCUCUAUGGGAAUGUAGAAAAGGUGAAGUUCAUGAAGAGCAAGCCAGGCGCAGCCAUGGUGGAGAUGGCAGAUGGCUACGCUGUCGAUCGAGCAAUCACCCACCUCAACAACAACUUCAUGUUUGGACAGAAGCUGAAUGUGUGUGUAUCCAAACAGCAAGCCAUCAUGCCUGGUCAGUCGUACGGGCUUGAGGAUGGCUCGUGCAGCUACAAGGACUUCAGUGGCUCUCGAAAUAACAGGUUUUCGACCCCAGAGCAGGCAGCCAAGAACAGGAUCCAACAUCCUAGCAAUGUGCUUCACUUCUUCAAUGCUCCUCUGGAGGUGACAGAAGACAACUUUUAUGAGAUCUGCGAUGAGCUGGGAGCGAAGAGGCCAGCUUCUGUCAAAGUGUUUUCAGGGAAAAUGUUCCGUCCAGGUGAAAGAAGCUCCUCUGGUUUGUUGGAAUGGGAUUCAAAAAGCGAUGCGCUAGAGACCCUGUCAUUCCUGAACCAUUACCAGAUGAAAAAUCCAAAUGGGCCGUACCCGUACACGCUGAAACUCUGCUUCUCAACUGCUCAGCAUGCCUCGUAAGUGCUGCCCAGGUUGGGCCAGGAGCAGGGGAUUCCUUCCGUUCUUUCUGCUGCCUUUGAAAAAGUUCUUGUAUUCCUUUUUUUAAUGCUCCAGUUUAGUAGAGGCUACCCAUAGCGAAGACAUGUCAACUGGGAGAGGUGAAGCGGUCUGUCUCCCAGAUACCUUCAAUUUUUAAAAUUAUUGUACAUGUGAUUUGUUUUUCCGUUCAUAUUUUGUGCUGCCCUGUGUUACUGGCACAUUUCAAUAAAACCGUUUGGAAAAUAAA